This is a messenger RNA of Naegleria fowleri, 6390 nucleotides long. RefSeq lists its product as uncharacterized. Gene Ontology annotation, biological process: multicellular organism development. The coding region runs from base 1 to 6390 and encodes 2129 amino acids. The transcript is spliced from 4 exons. The record is from RefSeq and is a predicted model, not a curated record. Lineage: Eukaryota; Heterolobosea; Eutetramitea; Acrasida; Naegleriidae.
AUGCAUCAAAAUCAACAUCCUCCACGUCAACAACACCCCUCUAGUGCUCCAAACACUCCCAAACACUCGCCAUCGAUGAAUAAUCAUAGUAGUAAUACUACUACAACAACAACAUCCUCUAAUAAUAUCAUUAAAACUAAUACACAGCAGCCAUCCAAUCAUCCACCAAGUCAAGCCUCCAUGAUGAGUUCUUUUACUCUUCCCAAUAAGAGCAGUAGUAAUGUAUCAAUGACAAGAGGCAUGAGCGGUCAUUCAGAAAUCCUCUUGCCAUCAUCGAUGAUGGAGGAUGUUUCUUCAUCCAAUCUCUUCAACUGGCGGCCUAAGAACACUCAUGGUCGUGACCAUGUGCAAACCAUCACUACCACCACCACCACCACUACGGACUCGACAACUUUUGCUGCUGGUUUUGCUCCAAUGACCUCUUCUUCUGAAUCUUUAUCUCCGAAUCAUCAUGAUCCACCAACGAUGACAUCCUUGUAUGCAAGACGUUCGUUGUUGAACUCGAACUCGACCACAACACUACCAGCGUCGUCAUUGUCGUCGUCUCUCGGAUUCAUAUUGAACCAACAAAAACAAAAACAACAACAACAACAACACCUUAUGCCCAUUGCGACCACAUCCCCACCGCCCUUACCAUCUUCUUCCUCAUCAUCAUUAUUCAACCAUGAUCAUGAGAAAAUCAUCAUUUCACCUUCAGACAGCUCUCCACUGAGCUCAACCUCUCACAAGAGUAGUAGAAGUAAUAACACAACCUUCUUUUCAGGCACGCACAGCCAUUCGAACAAUGUGGCGAGUAUUCAAGAAGCAACAGCCUUUCUCCCUUCAUCAUCCCAAAUGUCCUCUCUUUUAAUGCCAUCCGACUCGGCUGACAGGACAGACAGUUUGAAGCUACCUUUGAUGAAUAGCUUUGAGAACAUUCUUCUUCCAUCACCAACACUGCCAGUUGCUGCAUGCACCACCAUCACCUCUUUUGUCAAAUCUGAAAAAUCAAAAUUGGAAAAGAAAGAAAAGACAAAAAUAAAGAAAUCAAAAGAGGAGGAUGACAAAAAGAGUAAAAAGAGAAAGAAGACAAAAGCUGAAGAUUCAGACAAGAAGGAAUCAUCUUCUCCUAAAAAGAAGAAAAAGAAAAAAGUUGAAGAAAAUUCAAAAUCAUCCAAUUCUUCGAAAGCAAGCUUGAAGAAAACUUCCAAAGUGAAAACUGAAAACAAUCCUAACACUAAACAGUCGACAUCAUCCCAUGAAGAUGUAGUGCAACAAGUUUUUGGUACAAUUCCAAACCAUGUGAACAUUCGUAUUUGUUGCCUUAUUGAACGAGAAACAGAGGUGGAUAAAGAAAUUAUUUCGGAAGAAAAUGGAGAAAUCUUUAUUUAUGGAAAUAGAUUUUUGAACGAUUUAAUUGAAUGGAAAGGAGCGCUGUUGGAUGCAAAAAAAUUCUUUCAAUUUCAUGCUGCGUUUGUGUUAACUGCCAUGUCACCAGAAGACAUCACGAGUGUUACAGACCUCGUAGAUUGUAUGAAAGAAGCUUUGCAAAGUUGUGAAUGUGCUGAAAGAAUGUAUGAUUUUAGACGUGACUUUUUGAUUAAGAAUGACUCUCUCGAGUACAGAUAUAAUACCGAAUCCUCUACGAUUGAAAUAACAUUGAAAUGCAAAUCAUUGAUUGAGGGAGUUUCAGUCAUCAUUCACAAAAUGGUUGCUAAACAAGAGAAAGAAGAGAUGGAACAAGUAAUGGAACAAGAAAAUCAAGUACAAGAACCAAUAGAAGAAGUUACAGUAAUAUUCACAUUCUUUCUUCAAAACACUCCUCAAAAGAAGUAUAACAUUGAAUUGAAGACUACUAAAACCUCAAAUUACAAGAAGAUUAUUUGUGAUAAUUUGCGCCUCAGUGAUAAAGAUAUUCAAAAAUAUGAGGAAGUGACAAGAGAUGAAACCACCAUACAUGCUCGUGGAAUACUACCCAAUAGUUUUAUGAAUGCAUUGGCUGGUCGUGUGGAUGUGAAUGUGGUGCAUAGACAUGUGUUCUAUGAACAACGAGUCAUUUCUCACACACUCUACGAACGAAUGAAAACCAUUAUUGGCCAAAUGAGGUUUAAACAAUUCAACCAUUUAUGUUUCCUUGUGGCAACACCAGAUCAGAAUACUCUUUGGCAUCAAACAAUGGAACGACUUGAAAGAGCAAAUAUAUUACCUCCAAACACCAAGCUCACUUCAGUGUCUAUUAAAUACAGAAAGGAUCAUUUGAAAAUCUUUGAAGCAUUUAGAAAUAGGAUUGAAAAGGAACAAGAUACAUUAUUCAUUAUCAUUGCAGAUGAAUGCCAUUUUGCCAUUACAAAAGAUGGAGCUCACGACAAAAUUGUGAAUGAUGCGUUGGCAUUGAAGUAUGACAACUUUUUUGUCUUGCUUGUGAGUGCCACUCCUUACAAUGUCAUUUCUGUGGACUCUAAUGUACCUGAAAUCUAUGAACUCAAAGAAACUGUUAACAAAAAUGGUAUCUCAAUUCCACAAGGUACUCGAAUCAAAGUCAUCAAAACUGAGUACAAAGAAUCAGGAUUUGGAUAUCUAUUACGACCACAUUCAGAACAUCACAAUGGUUUGGAGAAUAUUGAACUCAUUACAGACAAAGAAGAGUAUUUGGAACCCGUGAAUGCUUUGACAGGAAAAAUUGGAGAGUCAUUUAGUGCAGGAGAAAUAGUUCAAUAUGAUGAAACCAAUCACUUACUCAUGUCACUCACUUCAGAUAAGCAAUUACAAAUUGAACUUAGUUCAAGAGAAAUACGAAAAAUUAAUCCUUCAAAAACGAUUUUCAAACUGAAAAAGCCAAUUGGUAAUUUACAAUUGACAGAAAAACCAUAUGUAGAGAUUUUUGACACAAUCAAAUGGAACAUUACAUUUUGUUCUGUUGAUGAUCCCUUGAUUGAAUGUAGCUUGAAUGAUUGGGAAUUUAGACAAUACACAGGCUAUGAGGAAUAUCAUGUCGUAUGUUGGCAUGAUGUUCAAAAGAGAACAAGUUUAGAAAGAACUGCACAAGAUUUUCAAACAAAACGAUAUUUUAGCAAGCAAGAUUACAUCAAUUCCAUCAAAUCAGGUCAAGAUCUUGUGUUAAAAGAUCAUGAGUUUGAAAAUAUUUUGCGAAAUGUUAAAGCUGCAAGUGUGACACUUAGACCAAUCAUGCUUGCCAUUGAUUAUCAUUUUUGGUUUGUUUAUCAAGCAAUGACUCACAAGUUGUGUACAAGUACGGAAGCGUUUGAUCAUUUCUUGAGCAUUGACUCCAUUUCUACCAAUGAUGAGCACAAAUUAUAUGUUUCCUCGUGCAAAUUAGUCUACUUGUUUUACAUGACUAAAAAGUAUGGUGAUCUUAAAAACAUGGAGCACGUUUUUGAAAAUGAAUAUCUCAAUGAAGAUGAAGAGGAUGUUUUUGAGGAAAAGAAGACAAAAAAAGAAAAGAAAAAAGAGCUAAAUAAGGCCUUAAAAACGAUGAAAAAAAACUUGGAAAAAACCUUGAAAACUGUGAAGAGAAAAGUGAUGGAAAGUUUUGACAACAUGAUGAAUAAUAUUCCAAUGAAAAGUCAUACAGGCCAUCUCGUUCAUGAUCUUUUAGAGUCAGGAAAGAUCAAUCAUUCAGAGCCCAUCUUAGGACAAAUGAAAAUUAUUAGAAUUACAACAACUGAAUUUGCAAACACAGUCGUUUCCAUGCUCAAAUUUUCAGUCACCAAAUUAGCUUCAUUGUCAGGUUAUAUUUUACCUGAUGUCUUAAUUGACACGGGUGAAAAACCUCUCACAUUGGAUCAACUAUCUGUUGUAACGAGAUUGAAAUUAGCAGAGAAAAUUCUCUCCACAGAAGACUAUGAACUCUUUCAAAAGAAUCCAGCAAGACUCUCAAAAGAAAAAAAGUCCUUAGAAUAUAUCAAUCUUCAAAACUUUCCCUGCAUUUUAAUCUUGGUAGCUAAAGGUCGUCAAGGAGACACUUUUCCUCAGAGUUUCGAUUGUUUGGACAUGAGAGCAAAAGGAGAUUCCUUACCAAACUAUUCUUCCUUUACACAAGAAUUUGGCCGGUUGUGUCGAUAUAUUGAUGACAAUGAUAAGAAACCUAUUGCUCUCGUUACUGAUGCAAUUUAUAGAGAUUUAGAUAAAUGUAAGAAUGGAACAUCUGUUGGAAAUACAAACAUGAAACUCGACGCUUACAUGACUAAAAUGAAACUGACUGGACAAAAAUAUUGGUCGAUUGUCACACAUUGUAGAAGAACAAUGCAAGCUGUGGAUGGAAAGAGAGUGAAAGGAGAUAAAUCAGUUCCACCUUCCUACGACUGUGGAAGAGCUCCAAAGCAAGAUAUUUCACAAAAAGAAGCUCACCAAAAUAGAAUGGUGCUUUUUGCAGAGCCACAAAUUGGCAAAACCGAUAGUUUUCUCCAUUUUCUUGAGAGAGUCAUUAAGGGUAUUGAAGAGAAUCGAAUGGAAAGAAUGAUCGAUGUACCCGAUGCAGGAGAACAAGUGGAAGAGGAUGAAAACUUUAUAGUUGGUGGUGGUGGAAACAAAGAUGCGAUCGAGUGGAUUCUACCUUAUCAUCAAGAAUGUGCCAACAAAAUUCCUAGUUAUGAAUCGCUGACUCCUGGCAAGUAUGGAAAAUUAGUUCUCAAAACAAGAAGUGAAAUUUAUGAGGAAUUUAAACAGAAUGCUCAUGAAAUGAUUCACAGGCUUUCAAGAGUAGAGAGUUCAUUAUUGAGCUCUGAAUAUCAUUGGAAAAAAUUAUUAGAACUCAUCUCUCACAUUGAAACACAAUCGAUGGAUCGUUACAAAUUUCAGACCUUUGAUGGUAGAUAUCAUGAUUUAUUGAAAAGUAUGGCAAGUUAUAAUAUUUUGAAAAUGGGAAAAUCCCAGUCGAAUGAAAAAACAUCAUCCAAGCAACCAUCAAGCUCCACUUCUUCUCAGUUAGUUAUUACUAGUAAGAAUAAUGGUCUUGCUGAUAUGUCAUGUAGUAGACGAGUGAACAUUGUGCAGCAGAGAGAAGUUUAUGAUUUGGAAACUUUUGAUCACUUGAAUGACAUUUUUCCAAAUCUAAAACCAAAAUUGUCCAUUCCAAACAGCAAAAAACAUUGGUUCGUCAUUAAUCAAGACAACAAGAAAAUAGAAAAGUUGACAAAUUCCAAGGAUAUUAGAAGUUGGAUUUUCAUGCCUUCCUACAAUCGAUCUUCAUGUGGUCUCUUUUAUUUAAAUAGUAUCAAAAACGAAAAGGAUUAUAGACAAGUCAUUGUUGUAAGAAGUCAAGAAUUCAAUUGUUAUCGAGAUCUUAUUGGAGGUGAUUUUGUCAUUCUAUCGCUUCCUGACAUGAUUGACAUGAAAAAGUUAAUGAAACUUUGCUCCAACUCAAAUGAAAAACGCUUGAACCAAUACAACUACACCGUAGAAGACAAAACCAUUGGAGAUUAUGAACUUAAGGAUGAUAUUGGAGGAGUUGGAUUCUCUCGAUUGACCAUUCAAAUACUGUCAUAUCAUUGGAACCUUGAAUUUGUGUGGAUGAUGGAUGAUAAUUGUCACCAUUUUGAAAAAGUUGAAAACGGCCAAAAGAUACCAUGUGCACUCGAAGAAGUAUUGCUACCAAUUGAACAAAUUGUUUACGAUGAAGAUCAACGUUUAGAAUUCUUUACGCAAACACUCCAUGGCAAAUAUUCUCGUGACAAUCCACAACGAUUGCUCAAACUCGAGGAUCCUGUUAAAUUAUUUACUCCAGGAAAAGAAAAUAUUGCCAUGAUUGGUAUUCGAAAAGACGCCUAUAGAUACAACUCUGAUCUUCAUUACAAGCCCUUCCUUAAAAGUACAACCAUUUGCUCCUUAUUUUUAUUGAAUGUGACAAGAACGUUCAAAGAAGGAGUUUUAUUUCCAUGUCGUCGAUAUCAAGAAGACAUUGAAUUUGAAUAUUUGUGUGAUGAAAAGGGUUUACUAUGCAUCAAAUCUCAAAAAUAUUUUCUUCACAAACCCUCCAAUCCAUUACGUAUUGAACCAGAAACAUACAAACCUUCCAUGUACGAAUGUGACGAGGACAAAGUGAAAAGACUGUUAUGCAACUACAUGAUGAGUGACCCAAGACCUGAACCCUUGUCCAUGUCACAAGAAUACAUCUCAUUAAGGGAUGCAAUUACAGAGAAUAUAAGAGAAUGGUCAGAUCCUCCUGAAAUUGAGUUUGACAAAUUAAUUAGAUUUGUCUGCGAAAAUGAAAUGGAAUUCUUGUUGUUUUUGACGAGCAAGUAUUUGAUAGAAAAUAACACAGAAAUUACUGCUGCACUUAACUUUCUUACUCGUCGUCAUCCUCAAUUCAAGUUUGAGGUUUCAUAUUACACUCCUCAAAACAAUGAGAAUAUUCAAGAAUUAAUAAUGAGAAUGGUCAUUCGAAGAAAAUAA